AUGGAGGUGUCAUUUAAGGUGCUUGAAUUAAUAUCACGGAGCCUUGGUUUACCUAGCAAGCACCUCAAUGAGUUUUUUAAAGAUGAUAUGAGCAUUUCAUGGCUAAAUAGUUACCCAGAAUGCCUUAAGCCAGAGCUAGCACUGGGUAUACGAGGACAUAGGGACGUUGGAGCCCUCACUCUAAUUUACCAUGAUGAGGUUGGUGGAUUGGAGAUGAAGUGCAAGGAAAACGGGCAGUGGGUUCCAGCUCCACCCAUGCCCAACUCUUUUGUCCUCAAUGUUGCCGACUGCAUGCAGGUGUUGACGAAUGAUAAGUAUGAGAGCGUGGAACAUAGAGCUAUGGUGAAUGACACCCGAAGACGGCUCUCCAUUCCACUUUUCUUAAUUCCAUCCCAUUAUGUGAUGAUAAAACCUCUGGAUGAAUUGGCAUGUGGAGUCCUCAGCAGUGUUGUGGACAUUAAAGACAAACGAAGCAACAUCAAAAUGAGUAUAAACUUGGUUGAACAUGGCCUUGCCAAGUGUGGUCUUGCCAAUAGCACUAAUAUCGAGUAUCCUAGAUUUAAGCAAACCUCCCUCUGA
Molecule: messenger RNA, 579 nt
Organism: Cryptomeria japonica (Japanese cedar)
Lineage: Eukaryota; Viridiplantae; Streptophyta; Pinopsida; Cupressales; Cupressaceae
Product: gibberellin 20 oxidase 3-like
Exons: 3
Coding region: 1-579 (192 amino acids)
Source: RefSeq, a predicted model, not a curated record